Molecule: messenger RNA, 2193 nt
Organism: Rana temporaria (common frog)
Lineage: Eukaryota; Metazoa; Chordata; Amphibia; Anura; Ranidae
Gene: PGAP4
Product: post-GPI attachment to proteins GalNAc transferase 4
Exons: 2
Coding region: 377-1588 (403 amino acids)
Biological process (GO): GPI anchor biosynthetic process
Cellular component (GO): Golgi membrane
Molecular function (GO): glycosyltransferase activity
Source: RefSeq, a predicted model, not a curated record
ACGUUGCAUGAACGCCCCUAUUGGAUCGUUCCUGUAGUACUGGCGGAAGCUCAGCCUCUUCGCUGGGCUCGAGCAAGGCGGCCAUGUUGGUAGAGGAAGGGAUAGUCCCAGGUAGUAUCAGGAAGUCAGUUAGGGUGGGGUGAGUGACACGCAGACUCGGGGCGACGUGGGUAGCACCUGUCAUUGCAAAAGAAUGCUCCAGAGGCUCCGCCUUGGGAUGCUGUGGCGAUCUCCAGGAAAACACAAGCCUGGGUUUAAUAGAAGAUGAUAAUUUUUCGGGCUUGCAUUUUUUAGCAAAAAGGAGAUGCAAGCUGGAACAUGAUAAAAAGGAAAUGAGGGAUUUGAUGGAGUAAGAGAGAAGUAUCGUUCAUCAGUCAUGCGUCUGUCAGCCAUUUUCAGGUCUUUUUGCUUUCGUUUCUUGGUCCUCAUUGUGCUCACUCUCCUACUUGCCCCUAUCUGUUUACGCGACCUCCUCUACUCUCCCUUGUUUUCACGACAACUGAACCUCAGGCGUUUGAGUCGUGAGUUCCUACACAGAAGCCUACAGGAUGGUUCUAACGCCUUGCAACAUUUCCAUCAAAUUGUCUCUACAUCCAGCACAGUUCCUCCCAAUACAUCUGUGCCCUGUGUCCACAGGGCAGCUGGGAGCCUUCGCCCAUCACGUAUCAGAGGCACCACCAGUUUGGUUGUCACCAUAAUUACAACAAGACGCCGUUCUGAAUAUCAUUACCUCCUUCAGGUAACGCGUGGUUUUCUUGACCGGAUGUCCGAGUGUGGCCAAGACUGCUCCACAUUUCAGAUUUUAAUUUGUAACGUUGAUUCAUUUCCUGAGGGCCACUCUGAUGCCUGUCUUCUCUCCCACCUGUUGCCAACAGUGUCGCGGCAUUGGACCGAGCAUGUGGGUGAAGCCCCAAAUCGAUUUGAACAGGAAAAGCGGGACUAUGCCUUCUGCCUUUCCCACACAUUGGAGGCCUACAACCCAGAAUAUGUGUUACUCGUUGAGGAUGAUGCGGUCCCUUUAAAUGAUAUUUUUAAUGCAUUCUUCCAUUUAGUGAAGGUACGCUUUCCUCAGGAGCCACUAGGGGGCGGCCUGUAUGUAAAAUUAUACCACCCAGAAAGACUUCAGGGUUACAUCAACCCAGAGCCCAUGCGGAUUUUGGAAUGGGUCGGCCUAGGAGGGCUAGCAGGACUGGUCCUUACCUGGGUGCAUACUCUUACUUUGCGCCAGCAGCAGUUUAGCUGGUGGGUGUUUAUGGCAUUUACUGUUUAUGCCAUGAUGCUGGCAGAGCUGACAGGACGCCACUACCUGCUGGAACUGCGGAGGAUUUCUCCAGCCCUUUACAAUGUUGUGCCUGUUACAGAGUGCUGCACGCCGGCUAUGCUGUUCUCAGAGGCAUCUGCUCAAAGGACUCUGUCCUACUUGAAGGACAUAGUGUGUGAACAAGGUUAUGCCAAAGAUAUCGCCCUGUACCAAGAGCUACGGAGAAGGGGGGAAUGGGCUUGGGCACUGGAGCCUAACAUGGUGAUACAUGUUGGAAUGUUUUCAACACUUAGAGGGUCUUUUGAAGAAGAGCCGCAGCUGCUUUAACAUUUCUAUAAUUCUUGACUGGGAAUGAAAUAAAACUGUACAAAUGUGUAGACUAUACAAACUUUAUUUUUUUACAUGAAGAUUUAUUGAACAGAACCGUGAUGCACAUUAAAAGUAGAUUUAUUUUUUAUUGUUUGCACUACUGAUAUUCUAUGCACUUAUGUUCAGAAGGUUUUCUACUUUGCUAGAGAAAGUACGGAGGCAUCUGGCCAAGAAAGGGACAUAACCUGCUGUUAUGCAACUGCAAGUGAUAUGCAACUUAACAGAUGAUGUUGGAAUGAUGGAGGACUUUUUUUUUUUCCAUCUUUACUUCAGUCCUGUUGCACAAAGAUUUUCUGAAAAGCUGGGAAAUCUCUGACAUCAUAAGAAGUGAUGGAUAUAUGUGAAGCAAAGCAUGUGUGAGAUCGGGCUGUGAAUGCAAGCAGCUAUUCCCAAAGUUAUUCUGCCUACUGUAUAUGAUGCAUUGAAGCUAAACCGAUUUACAACACUGCUGCCUAACCUAAUGCCUCGUACACACGAUAAGCAUAUCGGACGAAUGAGCGUCCGUGUGUUUGUUUGUUUUUUUAAUUGAAAACCAAUAGGUUACUAACGUUACGAAAAUUCUC